Molecule: messenger RNA, 1200 nt
Organism: Spodoptera exigua (beet armyworm)
Lineage: Eukaryota; Metazoa; Arthropoda; Insecta; Lepidoptera; Noctuidae
Source: the annotation of a GenBank genome assembly
AUGACGGAUCCACUGAUGGUAAGCAAUCAGCGCCGCCUAGCGCCUAUGGACAACACCGGAGGCGUUGCAAGUGCGUUGCCAGAAGCAGAUAUGGCCACCCAGUCACUCCAUUUGGACGAAAUUAUUAAGAAUAAAUUAAAUACUGAACAGUUGAAGGAGUAUAACAGAAUUCAUUAUGGAAGAAUCGAUAAUUGUGAGAUAAAACUUCAAGAUUCCACCUUAGAAGCAGGUAAGCUGCAUGAUUUUGAAGUCGCUGCAUACUCCUUCAGUGCAGCCAAAGAGGUUAGAAAUCCUAGACUCGUCAAGGUCGGUUUGAUUCAACAUUCAAUUGUUUUACCGACCAGUGAGCCAAUAGAAAAGCAGAGAAAUGCUAUAUUUGAUAAAGUCCAGAAAAUUAUUGAAACUGCUGCUUCGGAAGGCGUUCAGAUCCUUUGUCUACAAGAAGCAUGGUAUAUGCCAUUUUUCCUGUGCACUCGUGAGAAAGAAGAAUGGAAAGAAUUUGUCGAAUCCGCAGAUAAUGGCCCUAGCUUUAUAUUUUUGAGUAAAUUGGCUAAGAAGUUCAAUCUGGUUGUCAUAUCGCCAAUUUUAGAGAAUGACAAUGGCGUUUGGUGGAAUACUGCAGUUGUAAUCGAUGAGAAUGGACAUUACGUGGGAAAACAUCGCAAGAAUCAUUUACCCAGUGUCGGGAGUUUUAGUGAAACCGCUUAUUAUUUACCUGGCAACACCGGCCAUCCAGUUUUCGAAACGAAAUACGCAAAGAUCGCUAUUAAUAUUUGUUAUGGCCGUCAUCAUGCUAUGAACUGGUUGAUGUUUGGACUCAAUGGAGCUGAAAUUGUUUUUAAUCCUGCUGCAACAAUUUCUGAAUUUGGAGAAUCGUUUUGGGGCAUAGAAGCCCGGAAUGCUACCAUUGCCAAUAGCUACUAUACUUGCAGUCUCAACAGAGUAGGAACAGAAGAUUUCACUACCAGAAGUACUCAGAAAAACAUAUCGAGAAGUUACUAUGGAUCUAGUUACAUCACAGCUCCUAAUGGGUGCCGAACUCCGAGCCUGUCAAGAGACAAAGAUGGACUUCUUAUUGUCGACAUGGAUUUAAACCUAUGUCGUCAAGUCAAGGACCACUGGGGUUUUAACAUGACGGCCCGACUGGACAUGUAUGCUAAAGAACUAAAAAAUAUACAUCCCACUCCAAACCUGUUGUAA